Molecule: messenger RNA, 723 nt
Organism: Acytostelium subglobosum LB1
Lineage: Eukaryota; Evosea; Eumycetozoa; Acytosteliales; Acytosteliaceae
Exons: 4
Coding region: 1-723 (240 amino acids)
Cellular component (GO): endoplasmic reticulum membrane; endoplasmic reticulum
Source: RefSeq, a predicted model, not a curated record
AUGAACAAAUUAAUUGUUUCAAUCUUUGCCCUGUUGAUCGUGGCUUUGGUUGUCGUGGCUGAGGAUGUCGCUGUCACCGAGCCAGUCGAUGCCGCUGCCCCAGCUGCCGUCCCAUCAGAUGUAUCAUUCUCCUAUAUAUUCCCAGAUUAUCCAAACAAUGAGUUCCCAGCAGGAUCAGUCGUUGAGGUUCUUGUCGGAUUUGGAAACAAUGGCGACGCCGCUUACAACAUCUCUAGCAUCUUUGCCUCUUUGAACCAUCCACAAGACAUGAACUACGUCAUCCAAAAUUACUCUCGCGGUGAGUUUGGUAUCACUGUUAAGCCAGGACAACACACUACCCUGUCCUACCGUUUCGUUCCAGAUGCCAUGUUGGACCCAAGACCAUUCGGACUGAUCGUCGCUGUCGACUACAGAAACGAGCAACAGAACUUCACCCAGGCCCUCUUCAACUCCACCAUCAACAUCGUUGAGAGAGCCAGCUCAUUCGACAUUGAGAACCUCUUCUUGAUCAUCUUUGCUCUGGCCAUCAUUGGAUUGGUUGGAUUCGUCGUGUACAACAAGAUGCCAAAGUCAAAGAAGACCCGCCGUGUCACUGGUGACAAGACCUCGUCCAACACCAUCAGCUCUGAUGAUGCCAGUGACUGGUUGUCUGGUACCUCUGCCGACUCGCCCAAGGUUGCCAAGAAGGUCACCUCGCCAUCAGCCGUCAAGAAGAACAAAUAA